Molecule: messenger RNA, 2820 nt
Organism: Thlaspi arvense
Lineage: Eukaryota; Viridiplantae; Streptophyta; Magnoliopsida; Brassicales; Brassicaceae
Source: the annotation of a GenBank genome assembly
UGUAGGUUUAUCGUUGCAAAUACAAAAGACUUGGCCAAACGAAAAACUCUGCUUCUUUUUUUCUUCAGUCUUUAGUAUCUCAACUUCUCAAACAACACAAACGAAAUGACGCACAGAGCCGGAUAAUAAAAGUCGUUCCUUUUAUACUUAGAGCAGCUACACGAGGACUGUAUCAACACGCGCAUCACUCGCCCAAGGUUGAAGAAGAAGAAGGGCGAGAAUGUAAUUAUCCAUAAAUGCUUUGUAGUUACGCAGCUGAGUUAUUACACUUGUUCCCGAAGUAAACUGCAAUCUGGGGACUACCCACUCCAAACUUUCUCACCCUUCUUUAAUUGUUUAUUUAUUAUCAUUUCCCAGUUCUGUUCAUUCUUAAUUGGGUGGCAAUUUGUUACCACAAAGUUUUGAUUUGUUUUCCUGGGCUCUGUAUCAGAAAAUGGAGUUAGUUUCUUUUUUUGUAUGUAAAAGUAAAUAUCCAACGGCUGUAGAAGAACGGUGCGCCAUUUGAAUUUCGGAGAUUCGUUUGCAGUUUUUUAGUUUAAAAUAAUACUAAAGAAUAUUGUUUCUCUCUCUCUCUCUCUCUUCGUCGUCACUGAAACUAAACCACCGAAGAGCCUCACCGAUGCUCUCUAGUCUCUAGCGAGAUUGCCAAUGAAAAGCAUCUUUAGCUAAUCCUGUCACUGAAUCAUUCACGGUAGUGUGGAUUUGAGAUCAAGUUCAUUUACUUGCAAGGUGAGUUCCAGAUCUGGUUUCGGUAAUUUUAAAUUUCUGGAGUUUUCUUCGUAUUGCAAUUUUGGGUGAUUUUAAGGUGUUUUGAAUUGUGGUUUUGGACAUCAUGGGAAAGCCUGCAAGGUGGUUAAAAAGUGUUUUACUUGGAAAGAAACCAUCUAAAUCCAGUGGUUCUAAAGACAAGGAGAGAGUUGUGAAUGGAAACGAGGUAGUGGUUAUUUCAAGGAUCGAAGAGUCUGAUGUGGUUUCGGAUCUUCCAUCCUUUGGAGAUGCAACAGUCCAUACCAGUGGUAUGGUAGAGACACAGAGUAUAGAACAUGAAGAGGUUUCGGGCAAAGAUAUACAACUUCCUGAUGUCCAGCCAACAGAUUCUCCGACCGCUGCUUCUGUUCCUGAUGAUUCGCUAUCCGAAUCAGACAAGAUUCAGCAAGAGAUUGCAGCGACAACUGUGCAGGCUGCCUUUAGAGGCUACUUGGCUCGACGUGCUUUCUGGGCAUUAACAGGUAUAAUAAGGCUACAAGCACUUAUCCGUGGUCACAUGGUUCGGAGGCAAGCUGUUUCGACUCUGUGCUGUGUUAUGGGAAUUGUCAGAUUGCAAGCACUUGCUCGAGGAAGAGAGAUCAGACAUUCUGAUAUUGGAGUUGAAGUUCAUAGGAAAUGCCGUUUGAAUCAUCAGCAUUCAGAGAAUAAACUCGCUGAGGACUCUGUUGUGGACACACACACUUACCUUGGAAUCAAGAAGCUAACUGCAAAUGCUUUUGCUCAGAAGCUUCUAGCUUCAUCUCCAAAUGUGAUGCCUGUUCACCUCGACAACGAUUCUUCUUCCAACUUAAUCUGGUUAGAGAACUGGUCAGCAUCUUGCUUCUGGAAACCAGUUCCUCAACCCAAGAAAACAUCAGUCAGGAAAACUCAGAAGAAGUUUGCCAGCAACUCUCAGAUGGUCGAGGGCGAUUUUGCUAGACCGAAGAAGAGUGUUCGCAAAUCCCCUACUUCAAGUCUCGACAAUCCCUCGGCUGCACAGACACCAUUUGAGUUCGAGAAACCCAAACGCAGCUUCCGCAAAGUUUCAACGAGCCAAACAGUAGAACUACAAGCAGCAGCAGAAAAUCCGCAAGUUGAUCUAGAGAAAGUGAAACGUGGCUUGAGGAAAGUACAUAACCCUGUAGUUGAGAACUCUAUCCAGCCUCAACCGGUUCCACAGAAGGAGACUGAGAAGCCAGCUCCGGUUUUAGAAGGACCUGUGAAUGCCUUUGAUGAAAAGACUGUGGUGGCUGAGACUGUGGUGGAACUGCCUGAGGAGUUAGUCCACACUCAUGGACCAUUGGAAACCAAUGAAGCACUUGAUGCCACAUUGGUCAACAAAAUCGAAGAGAGCCAAGAAAACGUAACGACUGAGGAAAAAGAAGAGAGAACUCCCAAACAGAGCAACAAGGAGAAUUCAGCUGGGAAGGAGAAUCAGAAAUCGGGGAAAAGGGUUUCUUCAGUUGCCACUACUCAUACCGUCGAGUGUCAAGAGAGUAGUAAUGGGAAUCAGACUAAUAGCCCGGGGAUACCGAGCUAUAUGCAAGCGACUAAAUCCGCAAAAGCAAAGCUGAGGCUACAAGGCUCGUCUUCCCCUAAGCAACAAGGAGCUGAGAAGGCCACUAGACGCUACUCGCUACCAUCGUCAGGUAAUAAUGCAAGAGUCACUUCUGAUUCUCCUAAAACAACAAGAGUCUCAAACUCAGGUGGCAAAACCGGGAAGAAGACGGAGAAACCUCUUCUUUCAUCACGGGAAGGCAACGGGAAAACAACUCCGGUCGAGUGGAAGAGAUGAUUGAUCAUCUGGUUAAAAAAAAAGACGAGGCAUUUGAUGUUUCUCACUUCACAUGUUUUACUAUCUAUCUAUAUUAAGAGUAUGUGUUUGUGUUUGUAUUGAGAAUGUACAUCAUAGGUUUGUUUUUUGAGGUGUGGAAAGUUCAUUUUUCUGUUUUCAUCGUACAUUACUUCGAUUACCGUAAAACCAACUUUAGAUGUUUAUGAGAUAUGUAAUGAUCCUCCACUUUCUCUUUUAUAAAAACGGUUUCAUAAUGUUCAUGAUAAGUUAGUUAUAGU